UUUAAUAAACCAAGAAAAAUUAUAACAUUUUUGUUGAGAAAAAUGGGUUUUGGAUCUUCUUCACCCUCGAAACCAAUUCAUGUAAUGAUGGUUUCAUUUAUGGGACAAGGCAGCGUCACUCCUCUUUUUCGUCUCGGCAAGCUAAUUGCUUCAAAGGGAACAGUCGUUACCUUCGUCAGUCCUGAGUUUUGGGCGAAGAAAAUGAGAGAAGCUAACAAGAUCGUCGACAGUGAGCUUAAACCGGUUGGUGCUGGUGCAAUCAGGUUUGAGUCUUACGACAAAGAAUGGACUGAAGAAGAUGACAGCAGAGGUGAUUUCAGUGCGUACAUGUCACAUCUCGAGGACGCAGGGAAACGUGAAGUGUCUAAACUCGUAACAAGCUACAUGGAAAAGAAGGAUCAUGUCGCGUGCUUGAUCAAUAAUACUUUCCUUCCAUGGGUGGGCGAUGUGGCGGAAGAGUUCAACAUUCCUUGUGCACUUCUCUGGGUUCAGUCAGCAGCUUGUUUCUCAGCUUAUUACCAUUACCAAGAUGGCUCUGUUCCUUUCCCGACAGAAACUGAGCCUGAGCGUGAUGUUAAGCUCCCUUGCUUUCCUGUCUUGAAACACGACGAGAUCCCGAACUUUCUCCAUCCUUCUUCUAAAUAUCCCGGGUUUUCGAAAGCGAUUCUUGGACAGUUCAAGAACUUGAGGAGGCCCUUAUGUAUCCUAAUGAAUUCCUUUAAUGCACUGGAACAAGAACUGAUAGAGUACAUGUCUGCUUUUUGUCAAAUCAAAACUGUUGGACCGCUUUCCCUAUUCGCUAAGGAGGUGAGCUCUGAUGUGAGUGCUGACAUGUGCAAAGCCUCGGAUGAAUGCAUCGAGUGGUUAGACUCAAGACCAAAGUCAUCUGUUGUCUACAUUUCUUUCGGGACGGUGGUUUACUUCAAGCAAGAACAAAUGGAAGAGGUUAUUUACGGAGUUUUGAAUUCGGGUUUAUCCUUCUUGUGGGUGAUUAGACCUCCAGUGAAAGCAAUGCGGGUCGAGGCUAAUGUCUUGCCUCAAGAGCUUUUUGACGCGGCUAAUAGCGGUAGAGGAAAGAUUGUGGAAUGGUCUCCACAAGAGAAAGUCUUGGCUCAUCCUUCAGUAUCGUGCUUCGUCUCUCAUUGUGGAUGGAACUCCACAACGGAGGCUUUGUCUAUUGGAGUUCCGGUCGUUUGUUUACCGAAAUUGGGAGAUCAAGUCAUGAACGCGGUUUGUCUCAUUGAUAUUUUCAAGAUGGGAGUUAGGCUUGGUCGUGGAGCGAUAGUGGAUAGGGUUGCGCCGAGGAAGGAAGUGACCGAGAAGCUUCUGGAAGCCGCGGUUGGGGAGAAAGCCGAGGAGUUGAAGAAGAAUGCUUUGAAAUGGAAGGCCAAGGCAGAAGCCGCAGUGGCUCCUGGAGGAUCAUCGGAUAAGAGUUUAUGGGAGUUUCUGGAGAUGAUAGGUGUGAGAGUUUCGCAAGAAAAGCCUAACAUUCAUGCAUAAAAAUUUAUUGCAUUUUAGCCUAUGGUUUGUGAUGCAGCGUUUGUUGCAUACUUGAUAGGCCUUUGCUUCGGUGUUUGGUUUUUGUUUUUGGAUUUGUAGUUCAAAUAAGUUAAUCUUUUGUUUCAGAUUGGCUUUAUCUUCUUCUAUUAUGAUUAAGUUUCGUGAGUCUUAUACCCAAUUCUAUCUAUGUAAACCACUAUUUACAUUGCCUCUUUAUGGUCAAUUUCGUGAGUCUUAUACCCAA
Molecule: messenger RNA, 1744 nt
Organism: Capsella rubella
Lineage: Eukaryota; Viridiplantae; Streptophyta; Magnoliopsida; Brassicales; Brassicaceae
Product: UDP-glycosyltransferase 84A1
Exons: 1
Coding region: 43-1500 (485 amino acids)
Molecular function (GO): UDP-glycosyltransferase activity
Source: RefSeq, a predicted model, not a curated record